UCCACCACCAUGGCUUCUUUGACACUAGCCCUUGUGCUCCUUUUCCUAGGGAGCUCCUCAGCCCAGCUCUCUGCCAACAGUGAAGACGGUCAUCCAAUCCGCUAUCUCAAGCGAGAAGCGGAUGGGUGCCUCAAUCCUUCACCUCUUCUUCCAUGACUGCUUUGUCAAUGGGUGCAAUGGAUCCUGGAUUGUUACAUCAUUGCUCCUAGAUGACACCUCAAGCUUCACCGGUGAGAAGACCACAAACCCAAACCGGAACUCCACCAGGAGCUUCGAUGUCAUCGACAAGAUAAAGGCCGCGAUGGAGAAGGCAUGCCCAGGGCUUGUGUCGUGUGCCGCCAUCUUGGCGAUCGCUGCAAGGGACUCUGUGGUCCUUCUUGGUGGGCCUAAUUGCAAUGUGAAGCUGGGGAGAAGGGACACAAGGACAGCAAGCCUCUCUGGGGCCAACAGCCUCAAGCCUCAGCAAUCUCAUCUUUAA
Messenger RNA from Phoenix dactylifera (date palm), 478 nucleotides. The record is from RefSeq and is a predicted model, not a curated record. NCBI's taxonomy places the organism in Eukaryota, Viridiplantae, Streptophyta, Magnoliopsida, Arecales, Arecaceae.